Leptidea sinapis is the source of this 2015-nucleotide messenger RNA. RefSeq names its product 5-hydroxytryptamine receptor-like (gene Ser-4). Gene Ontology annotation, biological process: adenylate cyclase-activating adrenergic receptor signaling pathway. Gene Ontology annotation, cellular component: membrane. Gene Ontology annotation, molecular function: G protein-coupled amine receptor activity. The record is from RefSeq and is a predicted model, not a curated record. Lineage: Eukaryota; Metazoa; Arthropoda; Insecta; Lepidoptera; Pieridae. The transcript has 5 exons. Bases 360 to 1688 code for a protein of 442 amino acids.
UUGUAGCGCGCUGAACGCGGAAACUGUGCACGACAAUCGCCGCCCGCCCUAACAUACGUAAACAAAACACGCGACCCUUGUAUACCGGUCACGGUCAGCUUGUGCCGAUAUUUAAAUUCUGUGAAAUUAAUUGUUUUCUGUGACAAGUUCUUGCAGACAGGGGUAAACGGCCCGACGAACGCCCACAGACUAUAGUAAAUAGUGUCCUGACUACUACGAUUACACACACUAUAAGAUGCAUCGUAAAUUAAAAAAUAGAUUCAAAACUAUACUGAACUAAUAAUCAAAGUAUGUUGGUAACGGCGCCGGCUUUCUCACAAAAAUAUGUCACCGGCGACGUGGUUUGUCGGCGAUAGAGUAUGGAAAGCAAUGUCAAAGACGAUUUCUUGGAGUGGGAGGGGCUCUAUCCACGGCUGGCAUCAAUCAACAACACGAAUACUUCAGCCUGGUUCACCUGGAAUGUCACGGAGCCCAACUCGACCUGGUGGGAUACCACCGAGGCCUUUGAAUCAUCAGCGGCGUUACUGCGCGCUGCCAUCAAGGCGAUCUUACUGGGAUUACUUAUUUUGGCGACUGUAGUUGGCAACGUCUUUGUUAUAGCAGCAAUAUUACUAGAAAGACAUUUACGUAGCGCUGCAAAUCAUUUGAUCUUAUCACUGGCUGUUGCUGAUCUUCUAGUGGCAUGUCUGGUGAUGCCUCUAGGAGCUGUGUAUGAGGUUGCCCAACGUUGGACUCUUGGGCCGGAGCUCUGCGAUAUGUGGACUUCAGGCGAUGUAUUAUGCUGCACAGCAUCCAUUCUUCACUUGGUUGCCAUUGCCCUGGAUAGGUAUUGGGCUGUAACAAACAUCGACUACAUCCACGCACGAACGGCUAAACGAAUCAGCUACAUGAUUGCGUGUGUAUGGAUUGCUAGCUUUCUCGUAUGCAUCGCACCGUUACUCGGCUGGAAAGAUCCUGAUUGGACCAGACGGGUUUCAGAAGAUUUACGCUGCGUUGUGAGUCAAGAUGUUGGAUAUCAAAUAUUUGCCACAAUGUCUUCUUUCUAUGUCCCAGUAUUGGUAAUAUUAAUUUUGUACUGGCGUAUAUACCAAACGGCAAGGAAGAGAAUUCGGAGACGACCUGGGACGACUAGUAGAGGUAUGGGUCCACCCCCUGUGCCCGCUGGAGGUGCGCUUGUCGCAGCCGGUGGUAGCGGAGGGAUCGCGGCUGCUGUCGUAGCUGUGAUUGGUCGGCCGUUACCAACGAUAUCAGAAACCACCACAACUGGUAUGACAACUGUUUCAUCGAACAAUACCAGUCCAGAGAAACAAUCUUGUGCCAACGGUCUCGAAGCUGAUCCACCAACAACUGGCUACGGCGCUGUUGCUGCCGCAUACUAUCCAACUUUAGUGAGGCGUAAGCCAAAAGAAGCCGCGGACUCUAAAAGAGAAAGAAAAGCGGCGAAGACAUUAGCAAUAAUAACCGGCGCGUUCGUGGCGUGCUGGCUUCCAUUUUUCGUGUUAGCGAUCUUAGUACCGACGUGUGACUGUGAGGUGAGUCCGGUGUUGACGUCACUGUCCUUGUGGCUUGGGUACUUCAAUUCUACUUUAAAUCCUGUAAUAUACACGGUGUUUAGUCCAGAAUUUAGGCACGCGUUCCAAAGGCUGCUGUGCGGCAGAAGAGGAAGAAGACGCCGUGCCCCACCGUAGAGAAUUAUGUAGUUGAUGGUGCUGGAGUCACAAUAAUACACUCAUUUUUAUCAAUAAAAUUAUGUUCAUUGUUAAAUCAAAUCAAAUCAAAAUCUGAUUCAAUCCGGUCAAGGAGAUGACACUUAUGAAUGUCAAAAGGUUUUCUUUUUGCCAUUUACCUUCACUUUCGAAAGGUUUGAUCUUUAAUGAGAAGAAGUAGCAAGAAACGCAUUGGUACAUUUUUUUAAAUCAAUAUUUAAGGCUUAAUUGUUUUAUAAAUUAUUUGUAUUAUAUUAUAUGUAAACUGAUGCAGUAAACAUUCUCAAACGUUAAAAUAUACUCAAUGUA